Messenger RNA from Didymodactylos carnosus, 1406 nucleotides. NCBI's taxonomy places the organism in Eukaryota, Metazoa, Rotifera, Eurotatoria, Philodinida, Philodinidae. The record is from the annotation of a GenBank genome assembly.
GCUUGGAUUUUUUGAAACUUGCCAAUACCGCAUCUUAAAGAGCAUACUUUAUUCUAGUAGAAACUGUCGAAAAUAGGACUUCUUAAAUAAGUACAACGGGUGAAUGAAAUAAAAAGAUUGUAACGAAUUUUUCUUGGAAAGUUGCUAUUUUUACUACUUGUGCUUUGUCCUCUUAUAAUUUCGCUGCAUGUCAGUUUAAGAAAAUUGUUAUGACAUGGUUUUGUAGAGAAUUCAAUAAGGAAUCUUUUGGAAAAAGAUUUGGAUCGAUAGGAUAAAAGCCGGCGGAGUUAUAUUCAAAGUACGAGAGUGCGUUUAUUUAUGCGCCACCCGUUAGAUUACUAGUUGGAAAAGGGACUUUUAACUACAUGUCCGCAGGUGCAUCUAGUAAUAAUUAAAUCGAUCGAUUAUCGGGUGAUAAAUCGAUAGUUGCAACUAGAAAAAAUCUAGUAAUCGCCCAAUUACUAGAUUUCCAUUGUUGUUACACAGUAAUUGCAAUCGAGUAAAAAUCUAAUAAUCUAGAUGAAUCGGGCGAUACUAGAUUGUUUUUUGACGCUUGGGUUUAUGUUUUACAUAGUGCUACAGUUAAAAACAACAGAAAAUUUUCGUUGCAUGCCUGUGCAGAGAAUCUUUUUCUCCAGAUUUAAUAUAACAAUAUAGCAAGAAAAAGCGUCAUUUCCCUUCAAAUUUUUGCUCUUAUUUAGCUUUAUGCUAGUGUUGGUGCAUCACUCGGUGGAAUGUGUUCAUUACUUUCUGGUUUACUUUAUCCACAAUAUGUUUCAAAAAUAAUAACAAUUUCAUCAUGUACCUCGCCAGAUCCAACUAGUAUUGCAUUACGUCAUUUACAACGUAAAAUGAUUAUGACUGAUCCAAAUUGGAAUAAUGGUGAUUAUUAUGAAAAAAAUGUAUAUCCUAAAGAUGGAAUGCAAACUGCAAGCGAACUUGCUACAUUAACCAAUCGUAGUGAAAUGGUUAAAAAAUGUUUUGGUUUAAAUCGUUUUACUAAAUUAAUAUCAUUAGAACCAUCAUUUGAAAUUGAACGUUAUUUACAUCAGGACGGAGAAAGAUUUGCAGAAAAAUAUGAUCCAAAUUCUUUAUUAUAUCUUUCUAAAGCAAUGGAUUUAUUUAAUUUAUCUGAUAAUUAUGAUAAUAAUAUACAAUUAGCAUUAAAACAAAUUAAAUGUCCAAUAUUAAUAUUAGGUGCACGUACAGAUAUUUUAUUUCCAAUAUGGCAACAAAAGCAAUUAGCAGAAGGAUUAAUAGAAGCAGGUAAUCAAAAUGUAACAUUUUAUGAAUUAAAUAGUAUUUAUGGACAUGAUACAUUUUUACUCGAUGUUAAUGGUGUUAGUACAGCAAUGAAAGGAUUUUUCGAUGUAGUGCAAUUAUAUGUGGAAGAUGAUGAUGAAUGA